Portunus trituberculatus (swimming crab) is the source of this 1002-nucleotide messenger RNA. Its product is annotated as centrosomal protein of 63 kDa-like. Bases 1 to 1002 code for a protein of 333 amino acids. The transcript has a single exon. NCBI's taxonomy places the organism in Eukaryota, Metazoa, Arthropoda, Malacostraca, Decapoda, Portunidae. The record is from RefSeq and is a predicted model, not a curated record.
AUGUCUGUGCAAGUUGAAAAUCUGCUAAAGGAGGCGCAGCUCCUUGGAUAUAUUGACACCAAGGAAAUUCAAGAAUAUGUUCGCACUCGUCAACAAGAAAUGCGUGACGAAAGAGCAGCUCAACGUGAGUACGAAAAGGAACAGCGGGAGCAUGAGAAGCAACAGCGCGAACACGAAAAGCAGCAACAAGAGCUGGAGAGGGAGAAACUCGCUGCGGAGGAACGACGCCUUGAGUGGGAAGGAGAGAGAGAACGAGAACUGAUGAGGCAUGAAAAGGAAAUGUUACAGCUGCGGUUGUCGUCUGCAAUUCCGUUGCCUAACCCAACACCAAGUCACCAGUUCCCGACUCAUCGCCUUCAGGUGUCCAAAUAUGUGGAAGGCCAGGAAAUCGAGCCUUUCAUUGAGCGGUUCGAGAUGGUUGCCAACACUUACCAACUAAAGGAAGAUAUGAAGAAGGUGGAGUUCAUGAACCUUUUCGAUGGCAAGCCACUAAACAUUCUCCACCGUCUGGAAGCUGCAACACGCAACUACGCAGGUAUGAAGAAGGCACUCUUACAGGCUUAUGGAAAAACUGUGGAGGAUGCUCGGAGUCAGUUUCAGAGUGCGAUGCUUCAAGAUAAAGAAACUGUGCCGCAGUUUCAUGCUCGCCUAGCUAGUUACCUGGAUCAGUGGUUAGAAAAGGACGAGACACCGAAGAUAGUUGAUGGGAUACGAGACUUAAUGCUUCGUACACAACUGGAACAGUCUUGUCCACCAGAUUUGGUUGCUCGGAUGAAAACACACAAAGUUAAGGACAUGAAGACGAUGGUCGACAUGGCAGACGCUCACUUUGCAGCCUAUGGUUACAACACUAGGAAGCAAAUAAACAAGAAAUUUCCAAAUCGGCAUUCCCUACAACGGCAAGAGUCGAGCAGUGCCACUCCAUCAAUUCAGUCUCACCAACAACUAAAGCAGCAUCAGCAAUCCUACGAGAGAAGUAAACAUCAAUACCGGGGUGGCUGA